Cylas formicarius (sweet potato weevil) is the source of this 1388-nucleotide messenger RNA. RefSeq names its product DCN1-like protein 2 (gene SCCRO). The record is from RefSeq and is a predicted model, not a curated record. Gene Ontology annotation, molecular function: ubiquitin conjugating enzyme binding; cullin family protein binding; ubiquitin-like protein binding. Lineage: Eukaryota; Metazoa; Arthropoda; Insecta; Coleoptera; Brentidae. Gene Ontology annotation, cellular component: ubiquitin ligase complex. The coding region runs from base 156 to 941 and encodes 261 amino acids. The transcript is spliced from 3 exons. Gene Ontology annotation, biological process: positive regulation of ubiquitin-protein transferase activity; protein neddylation.
UUUGUUUUGCUUCCGCAAAUGACUUUUAGGUUAUGUCGAAUGUAAAUUAUUGGCAAUUGGCAUUGUGUCAAAAACAUUCUCAAAAAUACAUAUUAUAGCAUACACACAUGAUUCUAAUUUAUUAUUAACAGUUUGUUCAAAUUUAUAAUUUUAAAAUGCAUAAACUUAAAUCUUCUCAGCGGGAAAAAGUGAAGAAGUUUAUAUCAUUUACUCAAACAGGAGAAAAUACUGCUAUAUAUUGUCUUACACAAAAUGAUUGGAAACUUGACUUGGCUAGUGACAACUACUUUCAAAAUCCAGACGCAUAUUACAGAGAUGCAAGGAAUGUGGACAAAAAGAAGCUGGAAUCUUUGUAUAAUAGAUACAAAGAUCCUAUUGAGCCUGAAAAAAUCACAGUUGAUGGAAUUAUGAAAUUUCUAGAUGACUUGGGAUUACCUCCUGAAUCUAGACUCGUAUUGAUUAUUGCUUGGAAAUUUAAAGCAGCUACUCAGUGUGAGUUCACAAGGGACGAGUUUGUGAAUGGUAUGACAGAUCUCGGUUGUGAUGGUAUUGAAAAGUUGAAGGGAAAACUUCCAGUUCUUGAGAAUGAGUUACGAGACAACUUUAAGUUUAAAGAUUUUUAUCAGUUCACAUUCAACUUUGCAAAAAAUCCCAAUCAGAAAAGUUUAGAUUUAGAUAUGGCAAUAGCAUACUGGAAUAUUGUUUUAAUAGGGAGAUUUAAAUUUCUUGAUUUAUGGUGCACAUUCUUACAGGAAAAUCAUAAAAGGUCUAUUCCAAGAGAUACCUGGAAUUUACUAUUAGAUUUUGCUCAACAAAUUGCUGAUGAUAUGAGCAAUUAUGACGAAGAAGGCGCAUGGCCAGUUUUAAUUGAUGAUUUUGUUGAAUGGGCUUCUUCCAGAUCAAAAGAACACCAACCUCACAGCACAAGUCAGUUAGAGUAGCAAAGUUUUUAUUUAUUUUUUAAUUAUAUGUUAUAUUACAAUGAGAGGUUUGAAAAUUGUUUUUUUUUUCUUAAUUUUAGGAAAUAACUUUACAAUCUUUGUGAAUAUUAAUGAAUAUUAUAGGCGUCCUAUUGCAGGACCAUUCAAUGUACAUAAUUUUCAUAUUACUUUGUUGCAAAUGAGUCUUUUAGUUUGUGAAAUUUUGAAUACUUAACUUCAAUACAUAUGUACAUUAUACAUUUAUUGAUAUAUCUGAAGAAUAUUUAUUAAAAAUAUUAUAUCUAUUAUAUUGGGUGUUUAAAAUAGCAUGUGCUAUUAUUGCAACCAGGUACUCGGAAUGCUCAAUUUUUUUUGUUGGUUUGGUUGCUUGAAUUGACUUCAAUUGAUUUUUGAUACCUAGUGCAAUAGUAGUCAUAUUGUAUUUUAUAGAUCCAUUACACCAUAUAA